AUGAAUCGUCAUCUGCGCGUGCCUGAGGUGCGCGUUAGUGGUGCCCCGGUGGAUGAGGAUAGCCCUGCAGCCUUACCACCCUUCGCGCUUACAUUACCAUCGAUACCAAGACGAAGACACUCUUGGAUAUGCGGAAAUAAUUUCGAAGAUAAUGUCAACGCUUUGGAUCUCGAUGGUUUGCAGUUUACGCGCCAAGUCGCACGCGAACGUAUCACGCUCUCAUAUAUAACAUAUUAA
Danaus chrysippus (African queen) is the source of this 237-nucleotide messenger RNA. The record is from the annotation of a GenBank genome assembly. Lineage: Eukaryota; Metazoa; Arthropoda; Insecta; Lepidoptera; Nymphalidae.